CCUUGUCGAGUAUGGUAUUUAUGAUAUUGGCAGCACCACACCAACAUGAAAAACAUUUUUAAAAGGUGCUGCCGCCGCUAAUGUUAGCUCUGGGUCGGCCUGGUGGUUGCGCUGUUUGGGUUAAAACCUAACUGGCUUCUUGAGCUAACGUGACGGUACAUGCUAAUGCUAGCUGUUUAUUAAGGAGGAGGGGGCGGCGUGCCCCCACCGAGCUACCACGUUUGGGUUUCGUUAUAGGAGAUAUUAACAUGGUUACUAGAGGAUAGUAGGCCAAUGUUUGCGCACAACAUGCAUUUAUCCCCCCUUGGCGCCACAGACGACGCUACGCUGCUAACACGAGCUAAAAGCUAACCCGUGGUUGACCACCUGUCCCUGCUCUCUAUAAUGCCCCAGUGUUUGCAGCAUCUGCAGUGAACGUGAUGGCAGCCCAGUCGGUUUCCAUAGACAAGUACCCAAACGGAGAGCAGGAGAUGCAAGGCGGGGUGAAGGUAGACUGCGAUUCAGAUCAGAACUUCAUUGAGGUAACGCUAGCAGAGGUUUCCAGCCCAGCACCCACAGAGACGCAGACACCCAUGGAUGCAGACAAAGCCUCCAUAUAUCGGCAUCCCCUGUUCCCUCUGUUGGCCCUACUGUUUGAGAAGUGUGAACAGUCCACACUGAGCUCUGAUUGCAUCACCUCUGCAAGUUUUGACGUGGACAUCGAGAACUUUGUCCGCAGUCAGGAGAAGGAUGGGAAACCUUUCUUUAGUGAGGAUCCUGAACUUGACAACUUGAUGGUGAAAGCCAUCCAGGUGCUACGGAUCCACCUGCUGGAGCUAGAGAAAGUGAGUGACCUCUGUAAGGACUUCUGUAGUCGGUACAUCGCUUGCCUCAAGACGAAGAUGAACAGUGAAACCCUGCUGAGCGGAGACCCAGGAAGCCCGUACUCCCCCGUACAAGGCCAAGGCCAAAGCUUCUCACCCUCCAAAAGUCAGGUUUGUAAUCCUCCUGGCUCCAUCUCAGGGGCAAUUAGUCCCCAAGGUCAAAUUGUGGUGCCGGCAUCAGCCCUGCAGCAAGGAAAUGUCACUGUGACGGCUGUCAACCCCACCCAGAUGGUCGCAGGUAUGUCACCGUGGCAUACAACCCCCUCCUCAGGCGGCACGGUGUACCAGCCAGUCACAGUCGUCACCCCUCAGGGCCAGGUAGUAACACAGGCUCUGUCUCCCGGGACAAUACGCGUCCAAAACAAUCAGCUCCAGCUCCAGUUUCACCAGGACUUGAACCUCUUCAAUCAUGACGACAACUCAACCAAGAACAAGCGCGGCGUUCUGCCCAAACACGCCACCAAUGUCAUGCGCUCAUGGCUCUUCCAGCACAUUGGGCAUCCUUACCCAACGGAGGAUGAAAAGAAACAGAUUGCCACUCAGACAAACCUUACACUUUUACAGGUCAACAACUGGUUUAUAAAUGCGCGGAGACGAAUCCUGCAGCCCAUGUUGGACGCCAGCUCCUCAGAGACGCCCAAAGCCAAGAAGAAAACACCUCAGAACAGGCCACUGCAACGCUUCUGGCCCGACUCCAUCGCAGCAGGUGGAGGUAGCCAGCAGCAGGUCACCAUGCCAGACGGCACGCUGGUGACGAUGAACGUGGAGGGUCUGCAGAGCCUGACGUCAGAUGGUGCCACGCUGGCAGUGCAACAGGUGAUGCUGGGAGGCCACAGCGAAGACGAGUCAGGGGACAGCGGGGACGAGGACGACGACGCAGACAUAGCCGGGCUGGGCCUGGACAACAGCGACUCGUUGCAGUAGAGGACGCACUCCCUCACACAUCGGUCUACGCACACACACUCGACAUGCAUAAAUAGGUCUAAUAGGUCUACGGAACACAGGUGCGUACAAACACGUUAGUUUACGCGGAGCACAAAAGCAAAGGACGUACUGGGACGUACUGCACUCUUCCACACCCCCACCCUGCUGAACAGAGGUUUAUGCUGCGCGUGUGUACAUCAGGAGUUUCAUUUCAGAAACCUUUUGUUUUUUUUUUGUUUUUUUUUUUGUUUUUUUUUGCAUUAUUUGGUUGAUGUAGGUGAGUGCAAUUUUUGUAUAUUUAAGCUCAAUAAGAUUAAAUCAAGCAGAAGAAGAAGAAAAAAAAAAAAAAACGAAGAAGUGUUUAAAACACCCGAGGCGCAUUCGUAUGCCCCGUUAAUAAAGGUUGACUGAUGUUCUUUUGUCCCCUUUGGCCCCUACUCCCAGUUACCAGUUGAAUUCUCCUUUUGGAUGCCAACAGUUUGUAUCUGUAAGGAUUUGUCUUCACUUCUUGCAUGCUCGUGUUUUGUGUAGAUGUGCGCACGCUUUCGACUGACUCCAGGGCUCUCACCAGGGGCCUACGCAGGCCGAGCAGAGCACAAAGGUUGGAAAAAUUGUGGAAAGAUGCUUAUUUUUAUAUACAAACAUAUGAAAUUAGUGCGUUUUUUUUUUUUUGUUUGUUUGUUCGUUUGUUUCAUUUUUUGUGUUCUCCUGUUUUGUACGGAAUAUUUAUGUACAGAUUCAUAAUUAAAGCUAGUGACCCAAUUUUCCAGGGUUCUUUAAAGUUUUCUAAAAAAAAAAAUAUUAAAAAGGAAUUGAAUGCUGAUGAAAAUUGCUAUUUAAAUUGGUUUCGAACUUAAUACUAACAAGGCCUUAUCUAUGUACUUUUCUAAAGAAUUCUUGCCUAGAAGCACAAAAAUGAAGUCUGACCCUUGGUGAAAUUGGUCGAAAAGACACUAAAACAAACACUUUUGUCACUCUGCAAAGCAUUGUUAAUAAUUUUUACUCGGUUUACUGCAACGUCCCGUUUAUCUGAAGCGAACAGAAACAGUGACGCGGCCGCACGGUCCAGCACUGCUCCCGUUCUAUCCACAUUGUGAAUACCAUAUAUGUCUUUUAAUGAUUUUAAAGUAGUAGCAUAUAUGUCACUUUCUCAAAUGCACAAUCCAGAACACUAUGCUAACCGCACAGUCGUGAGGGUCUGGGACGGAUCCUGGAUGGGGCAGUAUCCGCAGUGUGAUGUGAACGCCAUCGUCAACCAGAAACUAUGGACUCUUUUUUUUUGCAUGCAUUCAGCUUUGUUUUGUAUCCCAGAUCACGCUGCUGCACUGAAAACAGAGCAGUUGGAAAGUUGGAAAUCUUAAGUUUAUUGCCUGCCAGAAGGACCGGGACUUGAAUCGAAAUCUUUACGGAUUUGUUGAAAUUACUGCAUAAACUGGGGUGCCUCUUGUUCCAAUAACUGUAAUAUUGUACUGUACAACAGUUGUCUUUCAAUAGUUGCAGUAAUCUGUUUUAUAACCCUUUUGUGAAGUCGAGACUUGGUUAAUUUCCUGCAGCCUGAGGGUUUAUUGACUCUGGGUGGAACCACACUGGGCUCUUGGUUCUUCACUUGCAUCUGUCUUGCUUUUUAUGAAGCGUUGUUCACUCUUGUCUGUUUUGCCUUAGAGCUUUCUAUUUUGGAAUAAACAAUGUUUAACUCUG
Mugil cephalus (flathead mullet) is the source of this 3485-nucleotide messenger RNA. It is a transcript of the gene pknox1.1, whose product is annotated as pbx/knotted 1 homeobox 1.1. Lineage: Eukaryota; Metazoa; Chordata; Actinopteri; Mugiliformes; Mugilidae. Gene Ontology annotation, biological process: angiogenesis; regulation of transcription by RNA polymerase II. The record is from RefSeq and is a predicted model, not a curated record. The coding region runs from base 420 to 1787 and encodes 455 amino acids. Gene Ontology annotation, molecular function: DNA-binding transcription factor activity, RNA polymerase II-specific; RNA polymerase II cis-regulatory region sequence-specific DNA binding. The transcript is spliced from 11 exons.